GCCAACGAACUGGCCGCCAUCGCAAUCUGCGCAUUACAGCGAUAUGCAGUACAAUUAACUUUCAGCGACAAUAAUUACAGCCGUGUUGUUUGUGGUGUACAAGGGCAGCUGUGUAUUACAUCAUCUGGCUGUUGUGUCCUUCCCGAUUAUCUGACCUGUUUUAUCGGUGUGAAGCAUGCACUGACCGGAAGUGAUAUAUACAGCUGACAUAAUGGGGCGAUUAUCUUUCUGCUGGACAGCGGCGAUCGUCGUCUUCCUUAAUUGUCUUCCUUAUGUACUCCCCACUAACCGAUACUACGGGACAUACGUCACGUAUGGAUUUGGCGACACGUAUAUCAAUACGAAUCACGCGCACCGCGGCCCGUCGCAUCCGCACCGGAAGUGGAAUGUAGAGUGCUUAGAUGGAGAGGCGGUUAUCGGCAUCGGCGAUCUUACGGAUGAUUUUCAGAAAUUGGUUACCGUAUGGUGCCGUUUCACCUUUCCCUAUAAACCCUUCCUCAACGGCUUGUAUCCCUACUAUCCCGAUUGUUGGGCGCUGAACUUCACCUUCCAGUGGCACUGCUAUAGUCCCAAGUAUCACGACGCCUCCGUUAACUCCUUCGUCACCGGUUUUUGGGACGAGGAGAUCUCCUUCUUCGUCUUCCGGCCAUUCUUAGAUAAUGCGCAGCCGUAUAAGUGCUGUAAAACGCCGCAGGGAUAUUACAUCGACUACAUGUCCUGCUACUACAUGCCGACACGCGAUCAGUAUGGAGAAUAUUACGACUCAUCGAUGCACAUGCUGGUAUACUGCGCGAGCGGCUACGUGGUCACCGGACUAGCUAAGAAGAUGAGCGUCUGGACCAAAGACUACCACAUUGAAUGGAUCCAUUGCUGCCGGGUGGGCUACGGUGCCGUUCCCGACUUCAAGCGGCUCCCGAGCAGCGGCGCAUACUCUUACGGGAGCUACGCCAACACCAGCCAGCCGGGCCGACCCACGGCUGCGUACGCUGACCAAUACAACAUGGGCAAUCUGGGCGCGCAGGCCCUGAAACGCGGGUACGCCGGCGGCCAGGCCCAUGGCUAUGACCAGAGCCCCUACACCUCCGCCGGAAGGUCCCUGGGCCCGGCGGAUCUCUCGGUCAACACCGUCAGCCGAUUAGGCAGCAGUCCGGGCGAUGAACACGACGAAGAACAUGAAGAGCACGAUACGACGACCUAUAAACCGGCGUAUCCGGUGGAAGCAGAGGUCUUUUCCGGCUAUGACCCCGACCAGCAUAUAGGCGAGGAGCCGGGGCUAGAGUUGACGCAUCCGGACGUGUACCAGAAGGCUAGCGACGCCUUUUCGGCCUGGUAGAGAAGUGUGUGUUUGUUAUCAUUGGAGACUGUGAUUAGAUGCCAAUGCGUUCAUGUUGCUUGGUUGUUGUUGCAUGGCGCUCGUUGCUGUACGUAUUUGUCCGUCCGGUUUUCUUUCGAGGCGGAGGUUUGCGCGGUAGUUGUCGCCGUUGUAUAUUAAUAUUGUUGAUAUGGCAAUCAUUUAUUCAUCUUGGAUGGAUUGUCAUAAUUAUUGGGGAAUUAGCAAUAAAAACAGCACAAUUAAA
Molecule: messenger RNA, 1577 nt
Organism: Paramacrobiotus metropolitanus
Lineage: Eukaryota; Metazoa; Tardigrada; Eutardigrada; Parachela; Macrobiotidae
Exons: 9
Coding region: 212-1333 (373 amino acids)
Source: RefSeq, a predicted model, not a curated record